AUGGGGGGGAGUAUGGGGGGAAGCAUGGGGGGAAGCAUGGGGGGAAGCAGCGUCGGAGGAAGUUUCAGGGGAAGCAUUGUAGAGAGCAUUGGUGGGAGUUUGGGCGGAGGAAGUAGAGGGGGAAGCAUGGGCGGGUGUGGAAGCGCGGAGGAGGAGGAGGGCUCCUUAGACUACCCCCUGUCCCCUCGCUCCCUCUCCGGACGUUUCGACCGGUUCCAGGAGGAGAUGUUCCAGUCGCACCGCUCCCAAGGCUCUCUCUCCCACGCCUCGCUCUCCCACCUCUCCGAGCCUACUCCCUCUGAACUGUCCGAUGUGGAGGCUGCUGCUGCCGCUGCUGCACGGCCGUGGGCUGAAGGGCCUUACUCCGGUGGUUCACAUGCGGAUAGAAUGGAGAUUUCGGAGGGAAUGGAGGGAAUGGAGGGAGAGGCGUUUUCACGGGAGGGGGAAGUGUUUGCCCGGGAGACAGAGGACAGGGCGAGGCUGCGGCGGCCUUGGGCAAGCAGUGAGGAGCACUAUAGCGGGGAUGGGAGGGACGGGGAUGGGAGGGGCGGGGAUGGGAGGGGCGGCGUACGACGCCAUAGCGAAGGGGGCAGGGGGACAGGUAGCGGGGGAGAGAGGGGGUGGAAGGAUGGACGAUGGAGUGAGAGUAGUGAGGCAGAGGCAGAGGCAGUGCGGCUUGGAUGUGUGAAUCGUGGAGACGCGUAUCUGAGCCCAGGUGGAGGUGGCGGAGAGUAUCUGAGCCCAGGUGGAGACGGCGGGGGUGCCAGUCUUGAAGAUGAGUACUUGCCGCUCAAGAAAGGGCCGGGGUGGUCGCCGCUUCAGCAGCAGACGCAUCAGCAUGAGCAUGAGCAUGAGCAGCGGCAGUGGCUGGGUGAGGGAGCUGAGAUGGUGGGAGACGCAGCAGAGGAGAUGCGUAGGCCGCGUGGGCAGAGCUUGGUGCUGGGAGGAGAGGGUUUAGGGGAGCAGUGGGGCCGGGGAAGCGGAGAUGAGCAACGGGUGUACAGGCAGAGAGAUGACGGUAGAGGGGGAGGAGAGGAUGAAGGAGAGGUUGAGGAUGGGAGUGAAGGUGGAUCCCUUGCGGUGGCAGCAUACGAGUCCACUAGCGGACGCUCCUUGCCGUCCGAUGCGCCGUGUGUGCCGCCCGAUGUGUCGUGCGACGCGGUGCAGAUUCCCAACGAGAUGCGCAUUGGGGAUGAGCUGGCCAUCCGAUUCACUCUCACCAACAACUCCCCCCUCCCCCUGCAAGGCGAGGUGGAGGUGGUGGCAGCAGUGGAGUGGGCAAGCGAGAGUGACAGUGAGAGGGACAGCGCGCGAGGGGCUCUCACGCCCGGCUCGCUCAAGCGGGGGGGCGAGAGGUCAGCAGGCAGGAGGCAGCGGCGGGAGAAGCGGGAGUUCCUGCCGCCCCUCGCCGCCCACGAGAGCGUGACCAUCGACGUCCAGCUGGCGCUUGACGAUUCGUCGCUGCCGGCGCCCUUCUCCCUCGCGUCGGUGUCGGCCGAGCUCGUGGCAAACGGACAGCGCUCUCACAAGCGGCGCAAGCAGGUGCGGCUGGUGCCAGGGUACAUGCCGACCACGGCUAGCGCAGGAAGCCCCACGGGGCAAUGGGUAAUGAGUGCCGCGGGGGGCGUGGGGCAGCAGCAGUGGGCGGAGGUGCUGUUGCUGACAGAUGAGCGCUUCACCUCAACGCAAUAUGGCGCGUGGCGCUCCAUCUGUUGCCUGCUCGGGCUGCAGCACGCGGUGUGGGACAUUCGGUUGCAGAAAGGUCUGCUCGCACCCGACGCCACAACACCCACCGCAGCAGCAGCAGCAGCAGCAGCAGCAGCAGCAGCAGCGGCGGCGGCGGCAAGCUCCAGCAGGAGGGAGGGCGAGCCCCAACGCGCCCAGCACAUCAAACCCCAAAUCGCCGCGUAUUUCUGCCACCAGUACCGGCACCGGCACUGGCGGCGACAACAACCCUCCCGGGUGGCUAUCCCGACACGCCCUCGUCGUCCUGCCCCACGCCCCCCCCACCUCCAAGCUCCCCCCCCUUCUGCUGCGCGUGCUGCCCCAGAUGGUCGCAACCAGGGGAGGCGUGUAUGGGGCCGAAACCGUGGGUGUGCUUAUAGGGGGGGUCUCUGCCGCCCAGCUGGCAAACCACAUGCUGGAGCUGGCACAGACUGUGGAGGAGGAGGGGGGGUGGCGGGUGGGGGGGUGAUGUCGUGCUUUCUGCCGUUUGGGCAGAGGAGUCCGAGAGGGGGCGGUGGGAGCGGCGGCGGCAGUGGGAAUGGUGUGGCGCUAGCUGCCACUGCACAGGCUCAGAAGCUCAGGGCUGAUCUGCGAAGCGAGUUUCCCGAGUAUCGACACUUUGUGGAGAUCCAUCUGCCCUCGGACCAGCAACAGCAGCAGCAGCAGCAGCUGCAACCACAGACGCAGACCCAAAAGAAACAGCAGAAGCAGCAGAAGAAGCAUCAGAAGGAGCAGCAGGAGAAGCAGGGGGAAGGGGGGGGCAGCAUGGCUCGAGUGCGCGUCGCCCGGGGCCACCUGCCUUCUCUCUUCCGCCUGCACGCCCUCCCCCUCGCCGCUGACAUCACUCUGCCGCCCACUUCCGAUACCCUCGCCGCCCCCCUGCCGACCACUGCCCAGCCCAUCACCUCCCACUCCCUCCCCUCCUUUCCCUCCUCCUCCCCCCCUAGCCUCACCCAGCUUCCCCGCUUCUCCGUGUCUUCCGAGCCUCCGGAACUCAGCCUGCCAUGGCAGUCGCAACAGCACCAGGUGCAGCAGCUGCCAAUGGGGACACAGCAGGCGGGCUUUAACCAGGUGCAAUCCUCGGGCCCCCGCUUCGGCAAGGUCCCGAGGCUGAUUCCGCUGGGCGGCGAAGACUCGGUGUAUGGCGCGAGUGUGAUGGGGGUGCUGGCAGCGCUGCCAAUGCAGGUGAAGGUGGAUGUGGUGUUCAGAGUGGUGCAGUGGGGUUCCAGCCACUUUGACCUGCCUACUUUUGAAGGUUUUGUGGGGACGAAACCCAAGCGCCUCCCUCUGCUGCUGCUGGUUUCCUUGGCUAUUUAUGAAGAUUUGGUUCUGGAUUGUCGCAGCGGGUGGCGGGACAUGCCGCACUGUGCCGCCCUGCUGCAGGUGAUAGAGAGGAGGGAGCGGGCGGCAGCGCCUGUCUGGGACUGGCCGCCCACUCAGCCAUGCGUGGAUGCUCUGAUGGCGCCUCUCAUGCUGCUGCACACCAAUCAGAUGCUGCCACGUGUCACCGGCUCCUCCCUUCUCUCCUCCGCCUCGUCCUCCUCCUCCUCCUCCUCCUCUACCUCAUCCACCACUCUCACACCCGAGCAGCAAACAGCAGUCUCACAGUACGUCGCACGGGCGGCAAAGCUGUUUGGCGCUGAUGUGGCACCCGCUGAUGUGGCGAUGCCAGACGGGCGCCAGCUGGCGGGGAUCCGGCAGCAGCUGGAGGAGGCGCGGGCGGUGCUGCAGCCCCAUUGGUGGGAGGAGCACUGGGCGGCAGAGGAGGAGGUGGGGGUUGUGGUGGUGGAUGGGGAGGAGGACGAGGAGGAGGCGUGA
Messenger RNA from Closterium sp. NIES-65, 3543 nucleotides. The record is from the annotation of a GenBank genome assembly. Lineage: Eukaryota; Viridiplantae; Streptophyta; Zygnematophyceae; Desmidiales; Closteriaceae.